AUGGCCGUAGCAAGACCAAUUGUCUGCCCAGAUCUAAAACGUGACCUUAUCCUCAAAGGCGAGCUCGCUCCAGAGGCUUGCUGCUCCUAUGGUCGAUGCCUGGGGGACGUGGUGAUAGCCAUGGCUUGA
Podospora anserina S mat+ is the source of this 129-nucleotide messenger RNA. RefSeq lists its product as uncharacterized. Lineage: Eukaryota; Fungi; Ascomycota; Sordariomycetes; Sordariales; Podosporaceae. The transcript is spliced from 2 exons. The record is from RefSeq and is a predicted model, not a curated record. The coding region runs from base 1 to 129 and encodes 42 amino acids.